Saccostrea echinata is the source of this 3564-nucleotide messenger RNA. RefSeq lists its product as uncharacterized. Bases 1021 to 2457 code for a protein of 478 amino acids. The record is from RefSeq and is a predicted model, not a curated record. The transcript is spliced from 10 exons. Gene Ontology annotation, biological process: regulation of cell population proliferation. Gene Ontology annotation, molecular function: cytokine binding; signaling receptor activity. Gene Ontology annotation, cellular component: external side of plasma membrane. NCBI's taxonomy places the organism in Eukaryota, Metazoa, Mollusca, Bivalvia, Ostreida, Ostreidae.
AUUUGAUAUUACUAUUAUGUGAUACAAUUUUAAAACGUUUCACCUUAAAUUGAUUGAAGGUAGGAAGUGUUAGCAGCGAUAAAAAUCAAUAUGCCGGCGAACGCGGUCUCUCAUCAUAGCGAGAUACAGAGUCGGAGAAGGUAAACUCUAUUUUGCUCAGUUUCACCGUAGGCUAUUGUUUUACUGGAUUGUUUUGAAAAACACAAAAAGACAUUAUUGGAGCUUGGGUGGAAGAUUAGGGAAAAGACGCUAGUUUUUGUUCCUUCAUAAAUAAACGCUAUGGAGAAUGUGAAUUGAAGUGGAACGAAAUUUUUAGAGUGAUUGCUGGUUUUCUUAACAAUCGGUGAAACACAACUCGUUUCUUUUACUUGCUUGAUAAAGGACACACUGUUUUACCAGCGUAUUAUGAUAUUUUGAUUUAAUCAGUUAUUGGGGAUUUUAUAUAAGAGUAAUUUACUUGAUGUACGUUAGAUUGUGACAGAAACGUUUGUUUGCUUACUGUGAUUAGUGUCUGUAUUUAUAUUUUUCCAUCGCGCACGUGCUAAAAACGCGAACUGCGGGGAAUGUGUUUAGGACUGGCAUACUCUCACAACCCGUUAAUAACGCCAGAUAGGAGAUGUUAAUGUAAUUACAAGGAUACCAAGUUAACAGUGUCAGAUUCUUUUCUCCAGGAGUGUUUAAUAUUUAAUAGUGUUACAUUUGCAUACUUUUUCACCACUUUGCCAUUGUUUCGAUGCUUGCCAGAAACAAAGGCGAAUACUCAUUUUUGAUGUAGUGCUUACGAAACCGUAAAAUGACACCUAUAUGAUUCAUGAAAAAAAUUGUUGAAGUUUCAAAUAUUACAACUUCCCUGUUCCAAUUUACGGUCCACUUGUACGAUGACCGCCAUCUGUCGGUGUAAUUAACCUUCGGAGCUGGGACAGAAGUUGACACCGUCUUCAUCUUUCCAAGGACUUUAAACCCUUUGUCGUUGACGGAGGAUUUUAUUUUAUCACAUCAAACACCUGACCUACGACUGAUAUGAGUCUCACGGGGAAGAUUGAGUUUGGGACAAACACUGGACAGACCUCGUCAAAAUGUUCUAAGAGCACCACGUAUUGCCCGUCAGGUCACUACUAUGAGACCUGUCCUCAGGAUAGAGGUGCCCGCUGUGUCCAGUGCGACUCCAAGUCCUAUCAGCCAGACAGAAAUGGACCACUGGACAAAUGUAAAGCGAAGACCACAUGUGACCGACCAAACAUGCAGUAUGCUGAUCAGGGAAGUGCACUCCGGGACGCGAAAUGUCGAUGUGCACCGGGAUAUCACUUCCUGAAUACAGACCACACACAUUGUGUCCCAAACAGCGUGUGUCCAGUUGGCUGGGGGCAAACAGAUUAUGGACAAUGUGAAGAUUGUCACAAACGCAAUAUGUACUCAGACAAGGCCGAUAAGGUUCAAAGAUGUCAAGUGCUUCGAAACUGUGAGAAGGAGAAUCGUUGUACUAAACGGAGAAGUAACGGGACUUUCAAUAAUGAAUGUGAUCAACCAACAAAAGAUAUAUCUAAUUGCACAAACCCAGGACCUGCGACUGGUUCACAGAGGGCGCUACAGUCGUCAGCAUCAGCUCCCUUAUACGCAGGUGCAGCAGUCGGUGCCAUCAUUUUCCUUGUCUUGAUCUUCUUCCUUGUUAUGUUCUUGCUUUGGAAACGACGUCGUGCGCAGUCGAAGGACGACGCACUUUCCAAGGACCAGAUAGAAAGCCUUUUGGAAAGAAUAGUAACCCGGUCAGAGGGUGACGAGUCGUACAGUAGAAAAGUUAUUGCCGCCUCCUUCCGCGAGAUCGAAGAUCGAAUAGACCGUCAGAUCUGGAAGCUCCCUCAAGAGUUAUUUAGGGAACACAUGCAGCCCGCAAUGUACGAGGUCAUUGUUGAAAAAUACAAAGACAAAGACCACAAGUAUGCCAUCAAUGGGUACCUUCAGGAUUGGCGGGAAUGGAAGGGAGAGAACUCGGAGGCCAUCAGUCACCUCUUUAAAUGUCUCAGGCUGGUGGAGAGGGAGGACAUUGUGUAUGAAAUCUGCAAUAAAUUUAGAGAAGGGUACCCUGAGGUUGUCAUGGACGCUGAAGUCAAGCUGGACAACGGAAUCGUCAAGAAAAGAAGUCAAAAAAUCACCUUUAAAGAGUAUCUUAAAGAAACACUAUGUUGCUGUCCAUCAAAUCGUAAACGUUAUACAGAGAAGGAUGAGCCUAAGGAAACACAAGAUUCCUUACUAGACGCAAAAACAAAGGAAGCGGAAAUAAGCGAAAAAGAGAAGCUGGAAGAACCCGAUGACGUCCCGCCGCUAUCCCCCUCAGAAGCCGGUGCUAUUUAUAGAGAACGACCAAGCCCCAGUGCCCCUGUCAUCGAUGAUGCAGGAAAUGUGCAUGUCAUUAUUCCCAUGAACAGAGCUUAUUCAUUUCCGGUUCAAGCAAGCUCAUGAUUACAUUGUAUGAAAUAUAGACAACGUGCAAUUUACAGCAUCAAAUGCUUUAAUGUGCAAUGAUCACUGCAUUCCGAGUUCAAUAGGAAUACACAGGUGUUCAUAGUGGUGAAAUAAUAUGGAUUUUGAAAACAUUAGUUGGGCGCAUUAUGUCUUUCAUUGAAAAUGAGAGCAGCCCUUCUUCUCGAAAGUUCGAAUAGACUUUCUGAUAAGAAUAAACUGUACAGUACAUUUUAUACGUAUAAUUCGACAUUGCGUUCUGUGAAUUAACUUUCAUCAAGUGAUUUUUCAUGUAAAUGUAGUUGCUUUUAAGUUGUUGUGUGGAUGGCUUUAUCUUUAUCUUACACUGACAACGAGACUGAGUGUAUGACGUCAUCAGAGUCUAUGAGUAUUCAAACAAAUCGACUUCUUUAACUACAUGUAGCUUGUGUCAUUUAAUCAUGGCGAGAUGGCUUUUCGACAUCGAUGCUUGGGUAUGAUUAUUAUCAAAAUUAUUCUUGAUAAGAAACUUAAUUAUGGUAAUAAUCGUAUUAUAUUCUGGUGUGGAAUUAUAAAUGAUGAACGGUGCACGCCAUUUUAUUGCCAUAGUAACGAUUUAUCAGCAACUGAUACGAAGCUAUUUACUUCAUGGUGUCUCAUUAAGUUGUGUUAAAAUCUUAAUCAAAGCUUUGUCAUCGGGUUAUCUAUUACAAUUUACAUCAAUAAAGUACGGAAGCUCACGUCAAAUUCAUCUAAAACGGCAUCAAUGCCACCCUUAUAGCUUAAGAUAACAGCCAAAUGGAAAUAUAAAUGUGAUGAUAUGAAAUAUUUUGAUACCAGUAUCAAGUGCAUCGAUUUCAAAAUAUGUUUUUUUAUCAAUUGUCGAAGCUAUCAGAACAGUUUUCCAUGCAUUCAUCUAAAAUUAUUGAACACGAAUAGACAAUAUUAUGUUACUUAUAAAUGCUUGUCACAUUCGCUGUUGUGAGUUAGUGCUCCUCGGUAUAUGAAAGAAAGCAAUUUACAAUAUGUUCAAUUUAUUUACUGAUGUAUAUGUUUUUUAUUUAUAUAAUCAAAGGCAUUUAUUGAAUAAAUUCUAAUAGCGAAAUAAAAUGUAUUUUGAUAUGCUAA